This is a messenger RNA of Helicoverpa armigera (cotton bollworm), 2525 nucleotides long. RefSeq lists its product as uncharacterized. The transcript is spliced from 16 exons. Lineage: Eukaryota; Metazoa; Arthropoda; Insecta; Lepidoptera; Noctuidae. Bases 211 to 2223 code for a protein of 670 amino acids. The record is from RefSeq and is a predicted model, not a curated record.
UGAUUGCUUGCUGUCUUGGUGUUGUUGCUGUUUGCGCAAUAUAGUGAUAAUACAUUGAGACGUUGUUAUAUUACUAGUAUUACAUUAUUUUAAUGCGUGGAGAUACCUGAAAGAGAAUCCUAGGUCUUUACGCUGUGCUGUACACAGCGUAAACUAGUAUCAAGUAAUUAAUAACAUAUAUUAAUAAUUGUUAAUAAUUGAUACAUAAAAAUGGAUAACUUACGUGGGAAGCCGCUUGAGGCUACUACUAUGGACUUUGAUACGGAGAGCCUCUUGUCUCUGGGAACUGGAGUCAAAUACGAAGAUCCUAAAUUUCAUUUGAACUUGGUUCAAAGGAAAGAGCUGCCAUCUGAGCGUCCUCUGAUAAAUUCGACGAAAUGUCAAAGGUUAUCGUACUUCAGGGCAGUAACUUCAUCGCAAUCGAAAUGCGAGAUUGUUGCGACACAACAUAGCAACAUAAACAGUUUCCUCUGGUUCUAUUCUUUCAACGUGUUCUUCAAGAGCUUGCCUCAUUACUUUGUUCACUUCUUCCUCGCUGCGUACGCGCCCGAAGAACACCUGUUUAUUGUUAAGAUGGUGCCUAUCUGUUUUGGAAUGAAAUUCUUAUUCGCCAUAGUUGGAUUUCUGGAGGUUCUAUUUUUAACAGAUUUGACAGUCGUAAUGGGUUUUUACACCUUCUAUGGUUUAGUAGCGAAGAACCCUUGGAAUAGGUGUCAGAAAGGCAGAGUGUACUUCGAUCCAAUGUACAAUCUCACAGUUCAUUGCUAUGAGUUGAAAGAAUUUUCCACACUCUUCAUAAAUAAGACUCAUUAUCAGUACGAGAUGUUUUACGUUCAUCAAGAUACUGGCGAAUAUUUCCAAGUAUCGCAACUGGAGUAUUACAGAGAUUUAGUGACUUAUAUUACGUCGACAUGGAAUAUUUCAAUUUUUGUAUUGUCGUGGCUUGCCGUGCAUUUGUUGCCUCUGCUUGCUUGGAAGGCCUCUUAUUGGAAGAUCUUGCACUACUGUCAAUGGGGCGUCAACUAUGUGGACAUAGUAUUGUUUGUAUAUUUAUUGUAUAUGCAUUAUGCCACUGGAUACCAUUCUGAGAUAAACCCUCCUAUCCCGUAUGACAAGCCAGGUGCAGAGAUAAAAUAUGGUGUGACCAGACUAUCUGUGGAGGCAGAACAGUCACUUUGGGCGGGUGAUCUAGAAAUGCUUGCGGAAUCAAUGACGGCACCUUCGGUUAUCCAUAUUCUAGUAUCAAGAAGUUCUCAAGAGAUUGACCCAGCAGCUGACAGUUCCGUGAUGAUGAUAUCCAACGCGUUAACUUAUAUAUUCAGAGCCUUACUGGUAUCCAGGGUUAAGCAACAUUGCGAGGAAUUGGUUCAUACUACGAUGCCCUUUUCUGGCUUUAAUGAACAUUCUUGGUUCUACUAUUGGCCCAUGUUGUGGACAGAUUUUAUUCUCGGUGAUAUAUUUAGCGUAUUUUACAUGAACUUUAACAUGUUCACAGAAAUGUUUAUGAUUGGUGUAACAAACUUGUGUGUUAUGGAAACGAUUAAUUACGAGUGGCCACGAGUAAAAAAGUGGAUGAUAGCAACCGUGUCAUAUAUAUUGGGACUUGUUUUGUACUGCACUAUUUCUAUCGAUACUCGCGCAAUUUUAUGGGUGUACGGCAAAGGCAUAGUAUCUUUGGCAGAAGUUCUGUUCCUUUACCUAGUGUACCCGAUAUCCAGACUUGUUGACGAUUUUACGUUCCAUUACGGAGCCCCUCCUACACGAUUGAGAAUUUUAAGCAUUAAACUGGUCCCUGUGUAUUAUGCGCUAAAACUAUACCUAAUGUUCAGCUCAAUGUGGAAGGCGAUGUCAGCGGCACCAGUGGGCCAGUUGAACAGCCACUAUGUCUGGUCCUGGUUCCUCAUGGUCCUACCCAUUAUAUUGGGAGUAUUCUACAUGAUAUACAAAUAUCUUGUUAUACAUAGAACGACUUGGAACUACAUAUUCCGCCCUAUCCCAAAAUGGGGGCCACGUGACUUUUCAGUGAGACAACUAAGAAAGCAAUUUGAUUCACGAUAUUACAUAGGUUCUGAAGUACCAAGACUGUUGAGCCGUUAUCUUCUGUCAAAGAGAGAAACCAAGGUGUUCAAAGUGGAUGUCCGUUAUGACGUACAGAGGAGAUCGACAGUCAGCAAGGCGGUUGGAUUUGGAGCCUACAAAGAUGCCAAAUCUAAAAUGCAAUAAUAUUAUUUUAGUGAUGAUAAAUAGCGGUAAUAUUAUGAAGGACGCCUUCUGUGUAAAUAAUUUAAAACUAUGUAAGACAAUUUCGAUACUGUUACCAAAAUAGUUAUUUUUUGGUUAAUUUUCCGAACCGUUUUUACACAGGUUCCAGUUUACACUGCUAGAGGUGUUCACGUAGCAUUUGUGUCAAUACAGUUUGGGAAAAAUAGAGUAAAAAAGCUUUGCUGCUUUUUUCUUGCAAAUUCAGAAAUAUUUAACUACCUAUUUAUAUAAUGAAUUGUUUAAUUGUAUUUUAAGUUUCUCAA